Messenger RNA from Pistacia vera, 1431 nucleotides. Its product is annotated as ankyrin repeat-containing protein ITN1-like. The transcript has 6 exons. Lineage: Eukaryota; Viridiplantae; Streptophyta; Magnoliopsida; Sapindales; Anacardiaceae. The record is from RefSeq and is a predicted model, not a curated record. Gene Ontology annotation, molecular function: protein phosphatase regulator activity; protein phosphatase 1 binding. Gene Ontology annotation, cellular component: plasma membrane. The coding region runs from base 1 to 1431 and encodes 476 amino acids.
AUGGAUUCAGUUUCAGAUGGCAGCAAUCGCGAGAUUGAUCCUCGUCUGUACGAGGCCGGAUUUAAGGGUAAUAUUGAACCCUUCAAGAAAACCAAUCAACAUCUUAAUCGUUUAGUAACACUAAUCAAAGAUACAAUCAUUGAUAUCUAUAUCACAUCUCUAAGUCCAACCCCAAAAUCAAAGGAGUUUGUGAAAGAAAUCCUUGAGAUAUGUCCAUCACUACUACUACAACGUAAUGCACAUGGAGAUAUGCCACUACAUCUUGCUGCAAGAUGUGGACAUAUUGCUAUAGUGGAAGUUCUUAUUGAGCUUGCAGAAUCUCAAGGUGUAGAGCUAGAAAGUGGGGUAGGUGCCAAGCAGCAGAUGCUGACGAUGAAGAAUAAUGAGGGAGACACAGCUUUGCACGAGGCCGUGCAGAAUAACUACAUCGGUGUGGCAGAAAUGUUAACCAAAGGAGACCCUGAAUUUUCAUAUUCUACAAAUAAUUUCGACAAAACUCCACUUUACAUCACUGCGGAGGGACGAUCUCCCGAUGUAGUGACUAAAAUACUAGAGACUUGUAAAUCAGCCUCUCAUGAAGGCACCGAUGGGAAGACGGCUUUGCAUGCAGCAGUCCUGAGCGGAAAUCUAGAUAUAGUAAAAGCAAUACUUGAGAAAAAGAGAAGCUUGACAAAAGAAACAAACCAAAAUGGGUGGAUUCCACUUCAUUACGCUGCAUAUUACGGUCAUGAUUCAAUUGUCAAAGAGCUUUUAAAAAUUGAUAGAUCUUCUGCGUACAAAGAAGAGCAAAAAAGAAACAUGACAGCUCUUCAUAUGGCAUCUAGCCAAGGGCGUAAAUGCGCAAUGAAAGAGCUUAUUGCUCGGUGUCCAGGUAUGACGAGUGACGACGGCAUAGAAGGAGUCAGGGCCGGCUUAAGGGGUAGUCAGGUUCCUAGAGACGCCCUGCUUGAAGGAGUACUUACGGGUCAUAGUCUGUUUCUCAACAAGAAAAAUGAUAGUGUCAAAGACAUAUUAACUUAUGGGUCUGCAGAGCUCAAGCAAGAAAUCCAAGAAUUGUCGGAAGUUGUUGAUGUUGGACCAUUUCGACGAGAUGUUAUUCGUGGACUUAGCGGAUGGAAAUUCGAAGAAAAUGUCAGUAAAUGGGAGAAAAGAAAAGAUUCACUGAUGGUAGUAUCUGUACUCAUAGCAACAGUAACUUUCGCUGCAGCUUUCACAAUGCCAGGCGGUUACCAAAAUGAACAAGGUCCCCAACAGGGUACCAGUGUCCUAAUUCGAAAUGCAGCUUUUCAAGCAUUUGUUCUACAAGAUGAUGUUGGAUUAUGCUGCACAUAUGAAAUGAAAAAGAAAGAAACAGGAUGGAGCUGGCAGAUGGCGCCAGCUGAAAAUGCCAUAGCAACAGCAGCAAAAGCUCCAAGUAUUGGCACCCAAUGA